Molecule: messenger RNA, 3203 nt
Organism: Vombatus ursinus (common wombat)
Lineage: Eukaryota; Metazoa; Chordata; Mammalia; Diprotodontia; Vombatidae
Gene: PDE1C
Product: phosphodiesterase 1C
Exons: 19
Coding region: 35-2185 (716 amino acids)
Biological process (GO): signal transduction
Molecular function (GO): 3',5'-cyclic-nucleotide phosphodiesterase activity
Source: RefSeq, a predicted model, not a curated record
AAAGGGCAGAGGGCGAGCCCGGACUGGCCGAGCCAUGACGGAGGGGAGCAGCAGGAAGGAAGGGUUCAAGAAGUGCCGGAGCGCUACUUUUAGCAUCGAUGGCUACAGCUUCACCAUUGUUGCAAAUGAGGCAGGAGACAAGGCUGCCAGACCCCUCGCUCGCUUCUCUCGGUCCAAAUCACAGAGCUUCUUGUGGAAUUCUCUUAUCGACGGACUCACUGGGAAUGUCAAGGAAAAGCCAAAGCCAACGAUCGUUCGUGAUCCUCGGGCACCAGAAGAAAUCUUAGCUGAUGAGCUCCCCCAGUUGGACAGCCCCGAGGCCUUAGUGAAGACAUCAUUCAGGUUGCGGUCUUUGGUAAAACAACUAGAAAGAGGGGAGGCUUCUGUAGUCGACCUCAAGAAGAAUUUGGAACAUGCAGCAUCGGUCCUUGAAUCUGUCUACAUCGAUGAAACAAGGCGACUCCUGGAUACAGAAGAUGAGCUCAGUGAUAUCCAGUCAGAUGCCGUGCCCUCCGAGGUCCGGGACUGGCUGGCCUCUACCUUUACCAGGCAGAUGGGGAUGAUGCUGAGACGGAGUGAGGAGAAGCCCCGAUUCAAAAGCAUCGUUCAUGCUGUGCAGGCUGGAAUCUUUGUGGAGAGAAUGUACAGACGGACAUCAAACAUGGUUGGAUUAAGCUACCCACCAGCUGUGAUUGAAGCAUUAAAGGAUGUGGACAAGUGGUCCUUUGAUGUCUUCACACUGAAUGAUGCCAGUGGAGAUCAUGCCUUGAAAUUCAUUUUCUAUGAAUUACUCACCCGCUAUGAUCUGAUCAGCCGCUUCAAGAUUCCCAUUUCUGCUCUUGUCUCGUUUGUGGAAGCACUGGAGGUAGGCUACAGCAAACACAAGAACCCUUACCACAACCUGAUGCAUGCAGCGGAUGUCACUCAGACCGUCCACUACCUCCUCUACAAGACAGGGGUUGUGAACUGGCUGACGGAGCUGGAAAUCUUUGCUAUCAUCUUCUCAGCGGCCAUCCACGAUUACGAACACACCGGGACCACCAACAACUUCCACAUUCAGACUCGCUCAGAUCCGGCCAUUCUGUACAAUGACCGAUCCGUCCUCGAGAAUCAUCACAUCAGCGCAGCCUAUCGACUCCUCCAAGAAGAUGAGGAAAUGAAUAUUUUGACCAACCUUUCGAAGGAUGACUGGAGGGAAUUCCGGACCUUGGUGAUCGAGAUGGUGAUGGCCACAGAUAUGUCCUGUCAUUUCCAACAGAUCAAGGCCAUGAAAACAGCGUUGCAACAGCCAGAAGCAAUUGACAAGCCGAAAGCCUUAUCUUUGAUGCUGCACACAGCUGACAUCAGCCACCCAGCUAAAGCCUGGGAUCUCCAUCAUCGCUGGACCAUGUCGCUGCUGGAAGAAUUCUUUAGACAGGGUGACAGGGAAGCUGAGCUCGGCCUUCCUUUCUCACCUCUGUGUGACCGCAAGUCGACCAUGGUGGCUCAGUCUCAAGUAGGUUUCAUUGACUUUAUCGUGGAGCCCACCUUCACUGUUUUGACCGACAUGACUGAAAAGAUUGUAUCUCCACUUAUUGAUGAACCCUCCCAACCUGGUGGGACUGGGCACAGACGCUCAAGCUUGAAUAGCAUCAGCCCGUCAGAUGCAAAGCGAUUAAGUAUCCGGAGCACUGGGUCUGAAGGAAGUGCCUCGAUCAACAAUUCCGUCCUCACUGUGGACUAUAAAAAUUUUAAAGCCACUUGGACCGAGGUGGUACACAUUAACCGGGAGAGAUGGAGGGCCAAAAUUCCAAAAGAAGAGAAAGCCAAGAGGGAAGCAGAGGAGAAAGCCAAGCAGGAGGCCGAGGAGAAGAAAAAGCAGAUGGAAGCCAAAAGUCAGGCUGCAGAAGGUGCAUCAGGCAAGCCUGAGAAGAAAAAGUCUGGAGAAGGGAAGAGUCAAGCGAAUGGAGGGCGAGUCAACAAAAGCGAAAACUCCCAUGGGAAACAUCCUUCCAAAGCAGACAAAUCUGGAGACAAUAAACAGGCUCACGCGGGUGAUGAGAAAAACAAGACAGACAAGAAGGAUCAGUCCAACGCUGGCAAUGACUCCAAGAAAACAGACGGCAUAAAGCGACGUCCUCAUGGCUCACCAGCCCCAAGCACAAGCUCGUCAAGUCGCCUUACCUUGCCAGGUGAUUAUGGAUAGAACAGCCCGCCUGAAGUACACCCGACAGAGAAGUGACCUAUUCUGCUCUUGGAGAAACAUUUUAGGAAGUGCAAAUUUAUGAAAAAGCAAAACACUAAGGGCAGUAUGAUUCCUAGAGGAGAUCACUUCUAAAUGUGAUGCUGCAUCCUCCCCGACUCGGUUCAGGUUAAUCUUUCAGGUGUGAAAAUGACUGCCAAAGAGUCCACUACGUAAGGUGCCCUAUGAAUUCUUGUGUUUAGAUUAGGAAUUCAAGGCCUUCCUAAGAAGAGCUAAAACUAGGGUGGGACAACCAGGAUUGUGAACCAGAGCACCAGGAUUUAGAGAAUACAGACAUUCUACAUUUUCACUGGUCCAGAAACAACUAAGCACCCAAUUAGUGAGAAUUGUUCUUUUAAAUAGGAUACUAUUAAGCCAAUCACAUUAUUAAUAGCUCUCCUCUGUGAACUACUAUAGUAACCAAUUCAUUCUGAUAUUAAAAUGAGUUAGCCUUAAUUACUCUUGUAUUGUUUUUUACACCACUAAUCACAAAGAUGAUCUGAGGCCAUGGUUCUUGCUGAUUGCCUGAGACAUCAACAUUGCUAGUUACAGCACUGUUCCUCAGAAUCACAUUCAAACAAAAUGCAGGUGGCCUUCUCUCUGCCCUUACCUUAAGUGAGGAGACUCCCUGAAAUGAACCUUUGCGGAGACCCUUCUACCUUCAGAUUUCAGUUUUAUGCCUUAACACUUACCAUUCUUUCAGCUGAAUGGAUCACAUACCCCUCCCCCACUACCCCUGCCCCUCCACCAGGAUGUGAAAUGGUGAUUAGUAGUUACUGAUUUAGAUUUUCACUCUGUACCUGGAGACAAAAAUACCUGAUUUCAUAUCCUGUCUCAGGAACUUUGUAUCUGUGUGACCAUGGGCAAUUCAUUUAACGUCUGAACUUUAGUUUCCUUAUCUGUAAAAUGUGGAUAAAAAUACCUAUAAAUGUAGUACAGAGACUUGUUAUGAGGUUCGAAUGAGAUGAAAAUAUGUAAAUUA